AUGCCCGCCUACAAUCAUCUGAUGCAUCCGCGCAACAUCUACAAGGACGCGCCGCCCGACUUCCAGCAGCUCGCCUUAGAAUAUCCCCGUUUCCGCAAGCACUGCACUUACUCGAGUGGCAAGUUAGUCGUUGAUUUUCGUGACGUCGACGCCGUGCGAGAGUUGACUCGAGCAACCCUUCAUAAAGACUUUCGACUUUCGGUGGACCUUCCCGAGAAUUCCCUGGUUCCUCGUAUCCCGCAGAAGCUGAACUAUCUGCUUUGGAUCGAAGAUUUGUUGGCGCUGAAUUCACUUGACAAACGAAGAGUGCAUGGGAUCGACAUUGGAACCGGUGCCUCGUGCAUCUAUUCGUUGCUGGGAGCCCGGAAAAAUCACUGGGAUUUCGUGGCAACGGACGUGGACGAAACGAGCUUAGCUACAGCCAGAGCGAACAUCGUGGCCAACGAGCUGCAAGACAGGAUCAGGACGUUUCUCGUCGAAGGUGAUGAAAUUAUCCGGCCAGUCGUCGAUGCCUACCCGGACGAAAAAUUCACAUUUACACUUUGCAAUCCGCCGUUCUUCAGUGACGAGGAGCUGAACGAGCGUUUCAACUAUUCAACGGGAAGAGGUGGCUAUUCGAACCAGGACAACGAGGACAAACACAAGCGACGAGCGCCAAAUUCCUCUACUGUAGCAAAGGGCAACGAGCUGGCCACUGAAGGAGGCGAGGUGGCUUUUGUUGGACGGAUCAUUGCCGAGUCGACGAAGAUCCGGGAUCGUGUUAGGAUUUUUACUGUGAUGUUGGGCAAGAAAUCUUCAAAGUUAGCCAUCCGAAAGCGCCUUUCCGACCUUGACAACGUCUUCUUUGCCUUCUCUAUCCUUUACCAAGGAAAAACGAUUCGCUGGGUGGUCGCUUGGACUUUUGCGACCGACAUUUCUCUGCAUCCUGAUACGAUAAUUUCUGAGGACGAGACGUUCCUGGAAACCAAGAUAACGCUGGAGGCUUUGAAAACAAUUCUGGAAGGUUUUCGGAUAAUCAUCUUUCAUCAAGGACAGGCAUUUCUACGAUGUGAAGCACAACAGAAUACUUGGAAUCGUAAACGUCGACUUUCCAGGACACUACCCACAGAUGAUCGAGCCAACGUCUCAAAGGCCGGCCCCGGCAGCGAAAUUCGGUCAGGCAAAGUCGAAGAGGUAGGGGAAGCAGGUCGCGGUCUCCUCCGAUUUUCCGUCCACCAUCCGAUCAGCAAAGAAGGCCUGGUCGCGACAGAUGCUUGGAAGGAUACGAUUGAAGUGGAGGCUUGCGUCACAGCUUCAGCUCGCGGCGACAGCUUGGUCAUCAUCGGCGCCUUCUCCGUCACGUUUACCAGGUGUGCUGACGUCGAAAAACCAUUCCAGGUUGACGAUCUUUCAGAUGGACCCAGCCUCGCCCACUUCAUAAGUGCAUCUAAAUCCCGCCGGAAGCCCAAAGUCGCGCCCUCCAUCGAGGAGUCCGACUCGUAUCUAGCUCCCGAGGACUAUGACGGUCAGGGCAGACUCGUCAAGCUCAUCACGUACGGAUGCCAAAUGAACGAAAACGACAUGGAGCUCGUUCGUGCUUUUCUCGUCAACAGCAACUAUCGGGGGACCGACAAUUUGGAGCAGGCCGACAUUGCGCUUCUUAUGACCUGCUCGAUCCGAGAGGGAGCUGAGGCGAAGGUCUGGCGGGAGCUGAUGCGGAUACGAAAAGCAGCCAAGCGCGUUCAGACUGUCGGUGUAUUGGGAUGCAUGGCCGAACGGAUAGGGCAUAAACUCUUCGAGAAACGGGGGCUCUGCGACGUGGUGGCAGGCCCGGACUCGUAUCGGGACCUUCCAAGAUUACUGGCGGUUUCGCGAGCCGGCAACAACGCGAUCAAUGUGCAACUUUCGCUGGAGGAAACGUACGCAGAGGUGGCUCCGGUGCGCAAGGAUGAGAACGGGAAAACGGCUUUUGUCUCAAUCAUGCGUGGAUGCGACAAUAUGUGCACCUACUGCAUCGUCCCGUUUACGCGCGGCAAAGAGCGGAGCCGCCCGAUCGACUCGAUUGUUGAGGAGGUCCGGAGAUUAUCAGGGGAGGGCGUUCGUCAAAUCACCUUACUCGGCCAGAACGUCAACAGCUACCGCGAUUUCUCAGAGUCCACGUUUUCCACUGCCGGCGAUGGUGUCCAGAGCAUCGCCGACUUUCGGACGAUUUACAAGCCAAAACAGGGCGGGCGCACGUUUCUGACGUUGCUGGAUCUGGUAUCACGUGUCGACCCGAUGAUGAGGAUCCGCUUCACCUCACCGCAUCCCAAAGACUUUCCGACUCCAGUCCUUGAUUUGAUCGCCGAACGUUCGAACAUUUGCAACCAGAUCCACCUUCCCGCUCAAAGUGGCUCGGACGCAGUGCUGGAAACGAUGGGAAGAGGUUACACGCGUGACCUAUAUAUGCGACUGGUCGCCGACGUGCGCGCCAAGAUACCAAAUGUCGCGUUGACGAGUGACUUCAUCGCGGGCUUUUGCGGCGAGACUGAGGAGCAGCACCAGGACACGCUGCAGCUCAUCCGCGACGUCAAAUACGACUUUUGCUACGUGUUUCCCUACAGUAUGAGAGAGAAAACGAAGGCGAAUCGACAGUUGCGGGAUGAUGUUCCGGAAGAGAUUAAAAAACGGCGCCACAUCGAGCUGUCAGUGGCUUUCCGAGAAGAAGCCGAGAAGCUUCAUGCAUCCCUGCAAGGCGGCGAACAAACUGUUCUCGUGGAAGGGCACAGCAAACGCAGCACUGAGCAGCUGUUUGGCCGCGUCGACGGGGGCACAAAGGCCAUCUUCCCCGCAAUCUGUGAAAACGGCGACACGUUGAGCCCGGGCGACUACGUCAAAGUUAAGGUCGUUUCUUCCAACUCCCAGACGCUGUUCGCCGACGCCCUACAAAAGACGACAACACUG
This is a messenger RNA of Mesorhabditis spiculigera, 2922 nucleotides long. Lineage: Eukaryota; Metazoa; Nematoda; Chromadorea; Rhabditida; Rhabditidae. The record is from the annotation of a GenBank genome assembly.